Puccinia graminis f. sp. tritici CRL 75-36-700-3 is the source of this 1311-nucleotide messenger RNA. RefSeq lists its product as uncharacterized. The transcript is spliced from 6 exons. The coding region runs from base 1 to 948 and encodes 315 amino acids. NCBI's taxonomy places the organism in Eukaryota, Fungi, Basidiomycota, Pucciniomycetes, Pucciniales, Pucciniaceae. The record is from RefSeq and is a predicted model, not a curated record.
AUGGCUGCAUUAACUGAAGCUAGUUCUCUCCCCAGCGCUCCUGCCAAUCCUGCCGGUACCCCCGGUGGCAUGACAGCUGAAAACGUGCCGAAGCCAUUCGAAGGAGCUGAGGCCAUUUAUCCACUGGAUGACGCGCGAUAUGUAGAGGAUCUUAAAUUUUUCCAAAAGUCUACUGGAAUCGAAGAUCCAUUGGCGUUGAAGAAACACAUCUUCAAAAUCCGCGACGAAGCUUACAAAACGUUCCCCUACCCUUGCAUUUGGGGUUUUGAUUUCCUCAAGAGGAAGACCCUCACCCAUCCCUUUUACCCACAAGUGAAAGCCAGCAAACAAUCCGAUAAACAGCAGAAAGUUUUCAUGGAACUCGGCAGUUUUGUGGGUGUUGAUCUCAGACAAGUUGUCCAAGACGGAUGGAGCCCCAAUAAUGUUUUGGGAGUAGACAUUCGUCGAGAAUGGACCGACCUCGGCCAUCAGCUUUUUAACGACGGUGACCGUGGGCUCCCCUUUUUUCUUGGUGAUAUCUUCCAGUCGGAGGUCCUUGAUGUAGCCCCGGCUGAAGCGGCACGACCAGUUCUUGAUCUUAAAAACUUGAAAGAUCUCAACCCGUUGAAAGAGCGCGUCAUGUACAUCUGUGGCCAUCAAGUCUUCCAUUUAUUUCCGGAACCAGUUCAACGUGAUCUGCUGGAGCGCUGCUGGCGACUUCUCUCACCUGAACCCGGUGCUGCCAUCUUUGGAACUCAAGUGGGCACUCCUGAGGGGCAGACGAUGAAGGGCUCCCAGGCCUACAUGCAUUCACCCAAGACCAUGGAAAAAUUAGUGAAGGAAGUAUUAGGUGAAAAUGUCAAGUUGACGAUGGAGGUAGAGAAAUAUGAUGCCGAACAUAACUAUCACAAGUUUCCUCUUGGGCUUGAAGGAAUGUUUUGGCUCCAUUGGUCUGUGGAGCGGAUUUAAACCAUGUUUUCUGGACGUUCGAGAGUACGAUAUCUCCUAAAGCCUUUCGACUCCCGCCACCUCAUGCCACUGUGUCAUUGAAAUCGUUUAGUAAAUUUUGCCUGACAUGCAUUGCCUGGAUCAGCCUGAAUCACUCUGGUUGCAUCGAUUCGCUGGACGAUUGGAUUUUGUUUCAAUUUCAACCUUUCUCUUUUCAAUCAUCUCAGGAAUUCAUACUUCAUGUUGUCUUGUAUCGUACUUUGGCCUUUAGGCCUUGACGUAAAAAGAUGCAGGGGACACUUCGGUGGGUUAGAGAGUGUCAAAAACUAAAAGCACAAAAUACUUGAUGAGAGCCCUGCGAUGCAAACUUCUAGUAUGAAGAAG